This is a messenger RNA of Notolabrus celidotus (New Zealand spotty), 3893 nucleotides long. RefSeq names its product autophagy related 4D, cysteine peptidase a (gene atg4da). The record is from RefSeq and is a predicted model, not a curated record. The transcript has 11 exons. Gene Ontology annotation, molecular function: protein-phosphatidylethanolamide deconjugating activity. The coding region runs from base 536 to 2038 and encodes 500 amino acids. Lineage: Eukaryota; Metazoa; Chordata; Actinopteri; Labriformes; Labridae.
UUACAUAACUUUUUAACCAAUAGUAGCACUACAACAUUUAUAAUUAGAGCACUGUCCAAUCGGAUUCCUCACAGUGAUCAUUUCAACCAAUGGGGAGCGUCAGGGAAGGACAACAGGAAGUAAAUGCCCUCUAGUGUCAAACAGAGAUGCUAAAGUGGCGUUCGGACAGGAGUGUUUCACAGCCGGUGGCUACAUACUCGAUUGUCUCCUUUAAAGCGUUUACAAAGAAGCUCGUUUGUGGACUUCGGGGGCUCGUAUCGCACUGACAGACUUUUUCUAUGGGAGAUCUUUGAUCAGUCCAGUUCGAAUGCUAGUAAGCUAACGCCGGGGGGCUAGCUUUUUGUAAUGCUGAAGUUAGCUAGCUUUAGCACGCUAAUACACUGAAUUAUCGGCGACUGCAGUCCGAGUGCGAGGAGAGAGAACACUGCUGAAAUGAUUCAACCUACUUCAAGGUAUAGACCAAACUAACCGCCUUUGACAGCAGUUCUGUGUUGCAAUGAGGAUCACCAAAGUGCAGCUCUGAGGACUCAGAGACAUGAACUCGGUUUCCCCCAGUGCAGCACAGUACGUAGGGGGAGUGAUGCAGGAUGAGCUGGGGGAGAGCCGGCGGCAGCAGCCCUUGGAACGGCAGGGCAGCUUCGGUCUUCAGCCAUCACAGACACAAGAUCCGAGCAGAGAAGCAAGCGGAGAGCCUGAUGAGAUGGACAAACUGAAAGCCAAACUGAUGUCAGCAUGGAACAAUGUCAAAUAUGGAUGGACUGUAAAGUCUAAAACCUCCUUCAAUAAAACAUCGCCUGUUACUGUCCUGGGACAUUCAUACCUGCUCAACAGUGAAGAUGAGGUGGAGCGGUUUGGACUGGCGUUUGUGUCCAGGAUCUGGCUGACUUACAGGAGGGAGUUCCCUCAGCUGGAGGGCUCCACGUGGACCACAGACUGUGGCUGGGGCUGUAUGCUGCGCAGUGGGCAGAUGCUGCUGGCACAGGGACUCCUGGUUCAUUUGAUGCCGAGAGAUUGGGUUUGGCCAGAUGCUCAGCAGCUAACCGAUGUGGACUUUGAGAUGUUCAGACCUCGUUCCCCAGCUCGGGCUGGAGGAGUUCCCAUCCCCUCCUUUGGCUCUCCUCGAGGAUCCAACACCCCUGAGAAAUCCUCGACAAAUGAUCAGGGGCCCAAAUGCAGCCAGAAAAAGAGGUCUGAGUCUGUGAGGGACAGGCAGGCAGAGCCCAUCCACCACAAACUGCUCACCUGGUUUGGGGAUCAGCCCCCAGCACCUUUUGGGGUUCACCAGCUAGUGGAAAUUGGCAAAAGUUCAGGGAAGAAGGCUGGUGACUGGUACGGCCCCUCUAUAGUGGCUCACAUCAUACGGAAAGCAGUAGCCAAAACGUCUGCUGUCCACAACCUGGCAGUUUACGUGGCUCAAGAUUGUACAGUGUACAAAGAGGAUGUGGUGCGUCUAUGUGACCUGUCGCUAAACCAGACUCCCCCGGAUUUGUCCAACCAAGCCUGGAAGUCUGUCAUCAUACUGGUGCCUGUACGGCUGGGAGGGGAGGCCAUUAAUCCGUCCUACAUUGAAUGUGUGAAGAACAUCCUAAAGCUGGAGUGCUGUAUUGGAAUAAUUGGAGGAAAACCAAAGCAUUCACUUUACUUCAUGGGCUUUCAAGACGAGCAGCUGCUGUAUCUGGACCCUCACUACUGCCAGCCUGUGGUCGAUGUCUCACAAGUCAACUUCUCAUUGGAGUCAUUCCACUGUAGCUCUCCCAAAAAGAUGCCCUUCAACCGCAUGGAUCCCAGCUGCACCAUCGGCUUUUAUGCCAAGAACAAGAAAGACUUUGAGUCCCUCUGUUCUGCUGUCAGUGAGGCCCUGUCCUCGACAAAAGAAAAGUACCCAAUCUUCACCUUCGUGGAGGGCCAGAGUCAGGAUUAUGGACUUGAGGGUCACAGCAGCUAUCACAGCGGACCUCCAGCCCACAUUCUGCCGCCAGGGGGAAAACAUGGCAGGAGUAACAACAGAAGAAACAGUGAUGAGUUUGUCUUCCUGUAAGGAUGCUCUCUCAGCUCUCAUCUGUAGGGGGCAGAAGAGGACAUUUCUUUUCCUUUCAAAGGGAAGGAUGGUGCAGCUGCAAGGCAACACAUUUGUGCUUUAUCGCCUUCAAUGGAAAUGAAAACUGGUGGACUCUGUCUUCACCUUAGUGUGGACGGGUAUUAUAAGCUAACAGGCAUUAGUGGGUGUUGGCUGGAGUUUUUUUUACUGGGCAAAAGCAUUAUUUUGGAACGGAUAAUAGAAUGAUUUUUGAUUCACUUGAUCAGACCCCUGAAAAGCCUCAAAGUUGAGUUUGUUUGAGUAAACUGAAGUGCUUCAAAGUACUUAAAUACACUCUUAUUACUGUUUCUUUGUUCUGGAAGAAACUUGAUGCACUGAAGGUGAUGUGUGGUCUUUAAAAUAUUUAAAGGUGCAGUGUGUAGGAUUUAGCAGCAUUUAACAAAACAAACUUGGUAGAAAUGCAAUAUGAUAUUCAUAAGUAUGUCUGAAUUAGUGUUUAAUCACCCUCAUAUAAAAAUGAUUUUGUUUAUGUUGACUUGGAAUGAGUUUUUUAUAUCUACAGAGAAGCAGGCUACCAACUUGCACCGCCGUGUUUCUACAAAAGCACAGAGCGGGCAAACUAGGAACAUACACAUUUUGUAUGAAGUGAGUGUCCAUCCAAAAUCACCGGUCGGGAGACAGAAGGGGUUGUUGUGCGCAAAAUAAUUUGUACUGAUAGACAUUUUUGUUGGUAAUAAUUUGGCCUUUAUCAUGCAUCACUGGAGCUUUUUGUCUUUGAAGGCCACCGUUGGUUCAUCAAUAAGAGGGGUAAGCAAGAAAGUGUUUCAAUCUAGAAUCUGAUGACUAGAUUUGGCUAAAUACUCCCUUUUCUGCACACUGUACCUUUAGUUAAUUUACUGGUGGUAGAGGAGGGAGCCUGAUAUUGUUCUUGACCUGUAUUAUAGACCACCUGCUGUAAAUCUCCUGUUUAUUUUUCGUUCUUUAUGUAUGUAUUUAUCAGAUUUAUGGAUGUGUUUUUGUGUGUGAGAGAGUCAGUGUGAUGUAGCUUAUUUGUUUAGUCUUCACUGAGUAUUCUGCUGUAUUUAGGAGUAUGUUGCACUUACACAGAGGUUUCAAAUUCUUCCAAGUUUAAUCUUAAAAAGAUGAAUAUAUAUUGUUAUGUUGCAAUCUGACCCAAAUUUCGCACAACUGACUGGAGUCUUAAUUUCCCCACAUGCUUUGGCUGUCUUUUUCUCUGAUCAUUAAGAAUAAAACACUUACAGAAAUCUGCUGUUAUAGUUCUCAUAAAGGGCUAUGUCAGCUGCAAUGUUAAGGGAGAAAAUAAAUUACCUUUGAUUGAAGACGGAUGUUUAUAAAAUGCGGCUUGUCAAAUGAUGCAGGUUAAAUAAUCAGGAUACAUUUAAAACCCAAAGUAAAACUCAGAACAGUCUCUGCUCAUAAGUUCAGGUUGAGAGCUUUACUUGGGAAAAUUGUUCAGUUAUCGAGAUCGGCUGAACUUGAAUGGUGUUUUGUUUGCAUCUUAAAGCCUCUUGCAAUAUCGUGUUUUCUUGUCCCUUUUUUUUUUUACAUGAAUGCUACUUCUGCAAGUUGCACUACUACUGUUUUUUUGUCCUGAUUAAACUUCACAACACUGGAAUCACAUUUAACGUGUACCUAGCUCUUUUAAAGUCUAGUUUUUAAAAAGCUUCGGUCUCUUUGGUUUUUAAUGUUAAAUCUUAAAAUGUCAUUGUCUCAGAUGAGUCUGUAACCCACCUUUGUUUUGCAGGUCAUCCCCUGUAAGAAAUAUCUUUAUACUGUGUUCAAUGGAGGGAUGUCAAAUGUUUCAGCAGAUUAAACUUAAAGGCUGUAGAUGAUA